GGGAUUCUGAGACGCUACCGUGGACAAUCCGCUAUGUCAGGAAAGAGCCGUCAGCGGGACAACGAAUAUGGCUUCGGUGGCAGCAACCGGUAGGCCGAGCAGAAUCGUCCCACGGCGUACAAGAACGCUGUAUCUUGUACGUAUAGGGCUUCGGAGACUCGCCUUGAGAGCAUGGCAAAACGAGAAUCAACUAAUAUCACCAACAAAUGUUCGCUGCGUACGCCCCACGAACUUGCCGUUGGCACAGGUGCUCUCUGGUUACACGGACGCGUUCCUCAUGAGACGUGUAUGCGCAAUGUCGGGGGACCCACCCAUCGAAGUUGUCGGGCUCGAGUUAGUUGUUGCCCCGAGCAGUGCGCAGUUUGCAGCAACCUGCCGCGUUAAAUAGCGUCGCGUGCAUUCCAGGCCGUGGCACACGGAGUUGAGGAGGCUGAGCGCGAUGCGGUAUUGGCACAGAUUGACGUUGGCUGAUA
This is a messenger RNA of Punctularia strigosozonata HHB-11173 SS5, 473 nucleotides long. RefSeq lists its product as uncharacterized. NCBI's taxonomy places the organism in Eukaryota, Fungi, Basidiomycota, Agaricomycetes, Corticiales, Punctulariaceae. The coding region runs from base 68 to 388 and encodes 106 amino acids. The transcript is spliced from 2 exons. The record is from RefSeq and is a predicted model, not a curated record.